AUGACUAUCGUGCAAGAGAAGAAAAUACCCGGGAAAACCUCAACUAUAUUAUCGUUGAUACAGCAGUUACCAAAAGACUACAAGGUAGUACUGCUCAAGAACGAAUAUGGUGAUGUAGAAGUGGACUCGCUGCUGGCCUCUCAAUCGAAUAUCUCAGGUGUAUCGGAGAUACUGAACGGAUGCUUGUGCUGUACGAUGGUGGGAUUGGUUGAGAAUGCUCUCAAGGAGAUUAGGGAUACUAUGCAGCCCGAUAGGAUCAUCAUUGAAUCUAGUGGAUCCGCCUUCCCCGCUACUCUUGCUCUGCAGAUACGGCAGCUCGAACCAGAAGGCUUCAAGCUAGAUGGUGUAGUAACGGUCGUAGAUAGCUUGAAUUUUAAAGGUUACGAGGAUUCGUCCCCUUCCGCUAAGUUACAAGCAAAAUAUACCGAUUUACUCUUACUAUCCAAACAUCACCUCGCUACCGAAAGGCAAAUGGAUGAUCUGAUAGAUUCCUUAAACGAGCUGAACGACGAAACGCCCAAAAUCAAAAUUGGUCCUCCACCUGAUAAUCCACCUAAACCUGAAUUGAUCUUUGGACUGGAUACCAAAUUAUUCGGAUUGGUCGAAGGUGAAAAGGAAAGCUGGGAUAAGAUCGGUGGAAGUGCCGGAUGGCAUGGUGAUGAAGUUGAGACAAAGCAGAUAUACAUUGGGAAGAAGGGAAAAGCGAAGCGCACACAUACUCAUGAGGAUGGAAAGCAUUGUGUGGACUGUAAGGAUAAAGAAGAUGAUGGAGAAGAGAUACAUGAGAUACAACCUAUGGAUAGAGAGCUGCUGGAUAAGGAACUGGGUAAAAUGUCUUUCGAGAUAUAUAGAGUGAAGGGAUUAGUUCGUCUCCUAUCCGCCGAGCCAUUAGGCUACACCACCAACAUCCUAAAUUACGCUUUCGGUCGAUACGAACUCACGCCCAUACCGUCUCUGGAUGAAGAUGACUCGCUUGAGGGGGUCAGUCUUAGAUUGACGGUCAUGGGUGAGAGAGGAGAGGUAGCUAGAAGGGCAAGGAAGUUGGCUGAAGGGCUUGGUGCGCAAGUAGAGUGA
Molecule: messenger RNA, 1074 nt
Organism: Kwoniella botswanensis
Lineage: Eukaryota; Fungi; Basidiomycota; Tremellomycetes; Tremellales; Cryptococcaceae
Exons: 7
Coding region: 1-1074 (357 amino acids)
Cellular component (GO): cytoplasm
Source: RefSeq, a predicted model, not a curated record